Molecule: messenger RNA, 348 nt
Organism: Ascoidea rubescens DSM 1968
Lineage: Eukaryota; Fungi; Ascomycota; Saccharomycetes; Ascoideales; Ascoideaceae
Exons: 1
Biological process (GO): canonical glycolysis; fructose 1,6-bisphosphate metabolic process; fructose 6-phosphate metabolic process
Cellular component (GO): mitochondrion; 6-phosphofructokinase complex
Molecular function (GO): AMP binding; 6-phosphofructokinase activity; identical protein binding
Source: RefSeq, a predicted model, not a curated record
GAAUCUGUUGCUGAUGCAAUUGAUAAUAAAAAUAUUAGAAAACCAACGCAAUUGAGAGAUUCAGAAUUUAUUAAGCAUUUAAAUAAUUUCAUGUCAAUGAAUUCUGCAGAUCAUAAUAAUUCCACUUUACUAUUAGAAAAACGAUUUAAUAUUGCAAUUACUAAUAUUGGUGCACUUGCUGGUGGAAUUAAUAGUACAAUCUAUUCAAUCGCGACAUAUUGUAUCUCAAGAGAUCAUAAACCAUCGGGUAUUUAUAAUGGAUUUACAGGAUUAACAAGACAUGAAUCGAUUAAUGCAUUAAAUUGGUCAGCAAUGAUUAACUGGAAUAAUACUAGUGCAUCUGAAUGA